AGGCAGCUGCUGGGAUCCAUUGCAGGUUUUCUUUUCCUCGGCAGAAGAAGUGUGCAUGGAAGAAAGGCAUGCUCACCGGGUCAUUUUUCAGGCUUGCUGUGUCCAGGUUUGAUGUAUUAGAAACUUGUUAAACUCCGAGUACGGCUGUGUGCCUUCUCAGCAAGCUGGGAAAGAACAGAGAUUGCAGAAAGCCUCCCUCACUUUAUUAAAACUGAAACAUGCUGGUUAACAACUUCCUACUCUGUGCAGCACCGCGGCAAGAUAGCUUCGAUUCUCUUCACCUUAAAUACCUGUUGAUCUUUUAACAAGAUUUUGUUCUAGUCCUGCCAUGGGAAAAUAAAAGGAUAGCAUGUGCUUGGAUUAAUCCAGUAAGAUUGUAAACUCAGAAUUCAGGACUAUUGCAGUAUCCUUUGUACUCCGUUACUGCUUUUUAAAACUGUUAUCACUGGAAGACAACAGCACGUAAGAGUGCACAGACAAGAAACACAGAUGUGAAGAAACUUUGUUUGCCACAUCUGAGUGGUUGGCCCCCAGCCUUGUUAGUAACACCUAUGACUUCAGGUGCACUACAUUAGCCCAGGAAAACACUUUUCUUCAUCUCUGUUAACGCUUUUUCGAAAGGAGCCAUGUGGGCAGCUAAAGGACGGAGGGAAAUCUGCAAGUGACUGGAGUGUAGACAGGAAGCCCUAAGGGCAGAGAGGGCUGUGUUUUGGAGAUUUUGCAGGAGUCCCACAGCACAAGAAUCCCUCAGAAACCAGGUGCAAAUCCUAUGCUGUAACAGAGUUUAUUGUUCAAGCAAGAGCGAACUUUUCUGACAACAAUGUUGGGAAAAUGAAUGAGGAUGCAGAAUGGAGAACAACAAGGGAAAGCUUAUCAGAAAAGCAGGAAAAGAAUUUCAGCAAUUGCUUAAAAUCUGAGUGCAAGACAGACUCUUUAUCUUCCACAGAGAAGAAAGGUGAACAGCCAGUAGAUUCUUGUCCUGUUUGGGUAAAGCAGCAGGGGGAUACCAAUGGCUCUACACAAACGGAGUGCAGAGAGGAUGCACAGUGCACAGCUUGCUCAAACAGAAAGUCGCUCAGCUCCAUUGGGAGAAUGGAUUAUAAUAGCCCUUCAGCUAGGCUUGUGGUAGAAGCAGCAAUCAAGGCAGCCCAUGAAAGGCAGAGGCGUCCAAAAAGUUACUGUCUUUCAGGGAAUGCUGUUGAACCUGAGCGGAAUGCAUCUCCACCACUUAGAACACAUUCAGUAAGCAACUUACUGGAUUUUUUUAAGUUCCGCUCAGGAAAAAAAUGUGAGAGUCCAAACAAAUCCUUCAGGGAAGAAGAUGCCAAAGUGCCAUCAUUUGUCAAAAGUGGGAAUACACCAGUCAGUCGAAGAGGCCAUCGGAGACCUCUAAGCAUGACAUUCUUGGAGGUGAACAAACUUGCAUGUGUUGUGCCUGAGACUCCUGCACAGCACCAUCUGACCAAUCUGAGUAGGAGUAACAGUUCUAAUUUCUUACGGGGGAACCUUUUCUUCAGCAGCCACAGAUGGAAUAUGUUUAGUCGAGAAGUUAAACCAUCUCCUAGUAGUGACAAACAGGGACAUGAAAAUUCCAAAAAAGGCUUUUCUCUUCUGAGGAAGAGCUUCAGUUUUCGUGUAAAAAGAGGUCAGGAAGUCCAAAUCAAUUUAACAGAAAGUGGACGAGCCAGAGCCAGGAGUGACAGUGAUGGCAGCAAUAUUUUGCAGUCUUUUUCUAUUCUCAGGAAAAAAAAUGUGUUGAGUCCUGGCAAAAAUGCCAGUGGUCCAGUACGAGAAGGUACGGGACAGUAUAUUUGGAGUCCAAGUAAUGGACGGCAGAGGCCUUUUGAAGAUGCAGCUAGACCGGAGGUCUUGAAAAAUACCAGUAAAACAUCAAAUGAUUCAAAUGAGCAAAGCCUUUGGAAAUUACUGACCAGUCGGUUCAGGCGAAAGGAACAGGUGGACAGUGCAUCCCCAAAAAGUCCUUUUGCUGGAAUCAAUAAACCCUCUUAUCACUCUGCUUCCCUUGAUGGACGUGGCAGAAAAAUUCCACUGUGGGCAAGGAAAUGGGACGUGGGGGGAGAUUUAACUGCUAGAAUGAAUGCAUCUGAAUACAAGGAUUCCUUUGUGAACAGUCAAGAGUGGACAUUGAGCAGGUCUGUGCCAGAACUUAAAGUGGGAAUCGUGGGUAACCUUUCAAGUGGGAAGUCUGCUCUAGUUCAUCGAUACCUGACUGGAACUUACGUACAAGAAGAGUCUCCUGAAGGUGGAAGGUUUAAGAAGGAGAUUGUGGUGGAUGGCCAGAGCUACCUCUUACUGAUUCGGGAUGAAGGAGGUCCACCUGAGCUCCAGUUUGCAGCUUGGGUUGAUGCCGUGGUGUUCGUGUUUAGCUUGGAGGAUGAAAUCAGUUUUCAAACUGUAUACAACUACUACCUACGCCUGUGCACUUACAGAAACACGGCCGAAGUGCCCUUGGUCCUUGUUGGCACACAAGAUGCAAUCAGUGCAAGUAAUCCGAGGGUGAUUGAUGAUGCGAGGGCCAGAAAGCUGUCCAAUGAUUUGAAGCGAUGCACUUACUACGAAACCUGUGCCACGUACGGACUGAACGUGGAACGAGUCUUCCAGGAUGUUGCUCAGAAAGUUGUGGCCUUUCGAAAGAAGCAACAGCUUGCCAUUGGUCCCUGCAAGUCCUUGCCGAACUCUCCAAGUCAUUCGUCUGUGUCUUCUGCUACCAUUCCUUCCAUGCAUAUUAACCAGGCUGCCAAUGGAGGAGGACCAUUCAGUGACUAUUCCUCAUCUGUGCCGUCAACCCCUAGCAUCAGUCAGAGGGAACUACGGAUUGAAACAAUUGCUGCAUCCAAUACACCCACACCCAUCCGCAAGCAAUCCAAGCGCCGUUCUAAUAUCUUCACAUCUCGAAAAGCCAGUGAGAUUGAUAAAGAAAAGAAGAAUCUGGAGUGCAAGACGGACAAUAUUGGCAGUGGGAGAGCCAUUCCAAUCAAGCAGGGCAUUCUGUUGAAGAGAAGUGGAAAGUCCUUAAACAAAGAGUGGAAGAAGAAAUAUGUCACUUUGUGUGAUAACGGACUCCUUACCUAUCACCCUAGUUUACACGACUACAUGCAAAAUGUGCAUGGGAAGGAGAUUGAUUUGCUGCGCACAACUGUGAAAGUACCAGGGAAAAGACCACCACGAGCCAACACAACUGCACCUAGUGCCAGUCCUAAAACGAAUGGCCUUACAAAAGAAAAGAGCAGCCUUCAGCUGGCUACAAACACAGGUGCUCCACAUUCAACCAGCAGUGGGUCUCUACAAUCAGAACGCUCAGUUAGUGGGAUUAACCUAAUGAGUUUCAGCUCAAAACCAGAUGGACUGUACCAGCGGUCAUUGUCUGUCUCCAGUGCUGACCAGUGGAGCGAGCCUGCCAUUCCUCCGAGCAGCAGCACUGGCACCAGUGCAGCUAACGGCACAUCAGAUUUGCUGAGUUCUAGCCCCAGCAUGACAAGUUCCACGAGUCCUAAGCUAGAACCGCCUCCAUCUCCUCAUGCUAACAGGAAAAAACACAGAAGGAAAAAAAGUACAGGUACCACAAAACCAGAUGGGCCUUCUCCUGGUACCGAAGAGCAUGAGGAAUCGUUUGAGUUCAUCAUUGUGUCGUUAACAGGACAGAUGUGGCACUUUGAAGCAUCAACCUAUGAAGAGAGGGAAUUAUGGGUCCAAGCCAUUGAAAGCCAAAUUUUUGCUAGCCUACAGUCGUGUGAAAGCAGUAAAAACAAGUCCCGCCUGGGCAGCCAGAGUGAUGCACUUGCGAUCCAGUCUAUCCGAAAUGUGAGAGGGAAUGGCUUCUGUGUGGAUUGCGACGUGCAGAACCCUGAUUGGGCAAGUUUAAACCUCGGUUCUUUGAUGUGUAUAGAAUGUUCUGGAAUCCAUCGGAACCUCGGCACACAUCUUUCUCGUGUACGGUCACUGGACCUGGAUGAUUGGCCUGUAGAACUUAUCAUGGUAAUGACUUCCAUUGGGAAUUCAGUGGCCAACAGUGUUUGGGAAGAAAAUGUGCAGGGAUGUGCAAAGCCUACCCAGGACAACAGUAGGGAAGAAAAAGAAUGCUGGAUUCGGGCAAAGUAUGAACAGAAGCUUUUCCUUGCUUCUCUUCCACAGUCGGAUGUGCCUCUCGGACAGCAGCUUCUCCGGGCAGUGGUAGAGGAUGACCUCCGACUGGUAGUUCUGCUGCUGGCUCAUGGGACCAAGGAGGAAGUAAAUGAAACUUAUGGUGAUGGUGAUGGACGAACAGCAUUGCACCUCUCCUGUGCCAUGGCAAAUGUUGUGAUAACACAGUUACUCAUCUGGUAUGGUGUGGAUGUGAUGAAUCGAGAUGCACGGGGUCUGACACCAAUGGCAUAUGCCAUGCAAGCAAGAAGCCAGGAAUGUAUCGAUAUCCUUCUUCAGCAUGGUUGUCCUAGUGAUAGCUACAUCACUGUUCCUACUUCUAAUAUUUCUCAGCGGAAUACUAAUGUCAGCAACAACACCCAGUCAGAGCAAAACUGGAGCCCCACUGUUAUCUAGGAGGCAUGUGGUACAUGAAGAAUUGUGGAUACAUAUGUGUCUAAACCAGUGCUGUUCCUUUUGAUGUCAUCAUCACUGCUUUGCCCUGAAACCUUCCUGUUAAAGCUUCCUAAGCCUCUGAAGAAGUAUUUGCAUCUUCAGGUCUGCAAGAGGUGGUCCAGCGGGUGGCAAGUCAGAUAGUGUACUGCAGAAGGUCAUUGUGCAAAGCAUACAUAUCCCAGCUUAUUGAAUAUAUUGGUACAAGUUUUUCUUCAUGUUCCAAGGGUCUCUGCCUUGGUAAAACCAUCAUAUGAAGUCAAACGUUUACAUGUAUUAAAAAUCAUGCUGGCAAAUGAAGGAAAUGUCAUUCUUCAGCAGAUCUAUGGCACAGCCAAGAAAGCUCACUGGUGGAAUAACAGCAAGCUAGGCUGUAAAACGAUGAACUAAUAGCUGCUGGAAGGUGGCUUGAAAUAAAAUUAUUUGAACUUUGUGAACACUGCAAAGAGAUGCGAGGGGAAGAACUAAAUAAAACAGACUGUUACGCCGCUGCAAACCUUAUUUCUUGUUAGUCAUGCACAUUGUGUUUAUCUUCUAAUGCACACCUGUUUCUGCACAUGUGUAGGUAUGCACUGCAUACUGGUUUCAUGCUGUAGUUCACUAGUCCGUAGCUGAAUAGUGACCAAGAGUAAUUAUGUUGUGAGUUUUAUGUGAACGGACCAAGACCCUCAGGCACAAACUGUUUAGUGCCAUUUGGUGCCAUGUAGAAUGAAAUCAGACCAACAUUAACUGUCGUGAGGGUUACCAUUCUGUGUAGCAGUCAGAAUAUAUCACUUGUUUAUUCCUUCAGUUUGCAUGUUGUAAUCAUGAACUUGGAGGCACAAGUUUAAAUGUUACAUAUUCCAUUUAGCACUACUGCCCUGCUUCAUGCUUCAUCACACAGUGUACAUUCCUAAAUGAUAAUGGUAUUUAAUUAUUCUUUUUUUGUGAGUGUUCUUUGGAUUCACAUCUCAGUUUGCAGAAAACUUUAGCUAAAAGCUGCAUGUUAAACCUUCAGUCUCCAUGAACUAAGCCAGUAUGCAUCUUGAAACCAAAGUCAGUAGUUGAGGAGUGACAGUUGCUUGAGCAGUAGUAAACAUUGCCAGACUUUUUUCUUUUUCUUCCAUAUCUUCUCAUGGUAUGAAUGGAAGGUCACAUUUGAUGGCCAUACUUACAAAUACAUACUGAAAAAGGCGUUUGAGGCCUGUAACUCUUUGCAUCAUGUGACCUAUGUUAAUUAGUAUUUAGGACAUCUGAGAUAUUUUUCUGCUUACUAGCUUUGAUGGUUGUAGACUGUAGGUUAGAUAAGGUAGAUACUGAAGUUAAACUUCCCAUGCACUUUAUUUGUUAUAAUGCGAAAAUAUGUGUUUUCAGAAAGCAGUGUGGUACAAAUAUUGAGUUUCUAAAGAUUGCAGUAGCUGGCCAGAAGUCAAUGAUUUUUAGCAGUUGCCUAAAUUAUUUAUAAGUGAUGAGGCCCAGAAUGUAGCAUUCAGUUUAAUCAAAAUGCAAAAUGUUAAAUAUUUUUGAGGUCUUCCUCUCUCCUUCUGUCAUCUGAGAUUAUACCAUUAUUUUUCUGGUCUGUACAGUUACAUUUUAAGUACUUGUAUCUACCUCAGGGAUACCAGUGACGGUGGAUGUCUGUGCUGUCCUUGAAAAUUGUAUGCAUUUAUACCUUCACAAAAUGUGAAGGCUUUGCUAGUUGUUUCACAUAAUCCAAGUGGCCUGUAUAAAAAUGUUGCUUUGUUUCCUGGGGGGCAGGGAUGUGGUGGGUGGAAGCAAAAUAGUGGAUAAGUUAGUUCAGUUUGGGUUCAGUUGUGUAGUUAUUACUGCCUGUAUUUGCAUCUUAACAUAUCUUGCAAGGUGUGUAUUUGUGUUUAUAUAUAUAUAUAUAUAUAUAUAUAUAUAUAUAUAUAUAUAUAUAUAUAUAUAUAUAUAAACACACUCCAUCUAUAUUAUUCAAGGACUACAAAUCCUCAUAAUCACAGCCACUUUUUAUGUUCCUAAAUCUGUAGUCAGUAGAGUUUCAGAUACCAUGUUUUUGCAUAUCCCAUGUAUCCCUUUGUUUCCUUAUCAUUCUUGUAUGAAAUGAUUUUUGAUUUUUUUCUAGAAUAACCGCUGCCCAGUUUUACUUUUGAAUUAACACAGUGAGACAUUAAGAUUAAGUGUUUCCUGUUCUGUAGGUAUGGCAUACAGGUGAGCGUAGGGGAAUUGAGUGAGAAAAAAAAAACUUUUGUAGUAGGGAUAUUCUAGUGCUUUGGUCUUCUUUAUAAAGUUGCCAGAGAAAAUAUUUAUAUGUAUAGGAAUGAAGACUUGUUAUACAGAGUUAUACUUUAUCAUUGUAAUGCGAUACAAAACCAGGAAGUGAAAAAAAAACUUAAAGAAGUUGGGGUCAGAAAGCAGUGAGGUAUAAAAAAAUAAUCCUUUAUAGAUCAAGACUAUAACAAAAUUUUAUUUUUAAGCUUUCAGUAUCACUGUACCAGUCUUACGUUAUUUCUUGACCAUCCAGACAGAGUUUAAUAGAACAGGUCAAAUUGCAUGUCUGGUGGUCAGUUGUCUUGUAACUUUGUUCUUGCUGAACAAAAAAUAUGUACUGUUUAUAAUGAAUCAGUUUGCAUGAUCUGCUUAUGAAACUAAAUUUGUGUUUAAUGUUUUUGGGUUGAAGCUGUACCAUGCAUAAUGUAAGCUCCAGACUAAUUUUGGCUGAGGCCUUUAAUAAUGUUUAACUGUGGAACCUGAAUGCAAAAUGCCAAUGCAGGCAUGCAUACUUGUCAGCAGUGCACUGUUGCCUUCACAACAUCUUGCAUUUUUUUCCUUAUUUUUCUUAUUUUCAUGUAAACCCGUGACACACCAGCGGAUACCCAGGAGCAUUGCAUGGUUAAAUCACUUUAACAGUUAUGCAGCACACAAGUGGUAAUUGGAUGUAAAGCCAGUACUACAGGAUGAAGGGAAGCAGCAGCUCAUAAUGUUGAGCUGCUGUGCCGUGCUUUUAGAUAUUACUGGUAUUGAUCGUAGCAUGACUGUUUUAUACAACAGUGUGCACAUGUGCAUUACCUGUGGCUGGACUGUAAGUAAAGCAUAUCACUCUGUUUAUCCAAUGUGGGCAUCAGCAGAGGACUAUAGCAACACUAAAAUCUUAAGCUGUAUGAAGUGUUACUCUUUUCCUUAUUGUGUUGUCACAUCUCUUAAGUUGUAGAACUAUUUUCAUUGUAGUCUCUGUAGAUUUUAAUGUGAAGGAAACCAUAUAACUUUCUUCUGGCUCCUCUUCCUACAAUUCCUUUAAAAACCUAACUUCCCGUGCUUACUACAGCAUGUCCCUUGGUCCAUGUGUGGUGUUCCCUCUCCAGAGUUAGGGUCUCUGCACACCUUAUUAGUCCCCAGGCCUUUUUUAUUGCUUGCAUAAUUUGGUUCUCAUGCCGGCAUGCAUUGUUGGGCAAGUUUCUGCUUUCAACAUUUAAGAGGCAUAAAUCCAUUUUGUGUAAUUGGGGCAAAGAAGUACUGAGUUCACCACCAUGAUUAAAAUGUUCCAAUUUUAAUAAACGAAGUUAAAACUCAGUAGAACUAUUGCAAAGCUUAAAAACAGAUGAAGCAUCUAGCGACAAGGGCUUUUGGCAAGUUUGCCGCCUUCAGACCGUGACUUCCUGUGCUUCAUUCCAUAUCCUUAAACAAAUAUUCACCAAUCAGGUGAUUUUCUUGCAUUAUUAAUCCCUCCUACCACAGGCUGUCAGUCAUUUGCUGGAGGUAGACAAACCUCCAGUUUUAACCAAUGGAAAGAUGUUUCUGCUUUAGAAUAAGUUUCAAUGGAACCAUUACAUGUAGGCCUUGGGGGGCGGUUAGCUCUUAAGUUUAUUUAUCUAUCCAAUUUUACGAAUCUCAGUAUUGUUUUGAAUAUCCCCAGCUCUAUGUCCUAUCGGCACACAUUCUAUGGCUUUAAAGCUAAAAUAAUGUGUUGGAUUUGAGCUGAUAUGAAAUGCCAGUGCAUUUUUCAUUUCCUUUUGUCGGAUAUUUUGUAAGUGGCGUAAAACCCUGUCUUUCAAGCAUUGGUCAGUUUUGCCUAUGUAGAAACAAGGGCAAAGGUGGCAGCAUGCUAGAUAUACAAGAUGUUCACUGUUGCAGGUUGCUUUAGCAUUAAAUACAUUGCUCUUGCCUGUAGUUGGAUGGAUGGAAAUAUUACUAGUAUCUAUAAACUAACAGGCUUUGCUUCUUUGCCUAGUUUGUACUUUGUUCUGAGUUACCUCUAGUAGUGGAGGCUUAUCUUUUGCCACUUUUGUGUAAUUGUGGGCAUCAGAUCACAGUCAGGGAAAGUCAUAGAUUGUCUUUGUGUGGAAAUCUGAAACUAGCAAUGCUGAGUGUUACUACUGAUUGACAUUCACCACAUUAACUUGCUAUUGUCAGAGAGGCAAGUUAUGGUCAGGUGCUACUUGGAAAUGAAAGCCAAAAAUCCAAAGCACAAGCACAAAAGGCAGAAACUAUGAUACCCAGAAGCCAGCUGUGAAAUGUCUGCGCUUGCCUGUGGUACAAAGUCCAAUGCAUAUGAAUCAGGUUAUCAUACAUUAUUAAGAACUACUGUCCAGACCAGUGCCUGUGAGGUUGAGCAAGGAGGCACCUUUUCCAGACUUCACUUUUUGGAGCAAGAUCUGGAUAUAUACUAUAUCACUAUGCUCAUCUUUGGUAGCUGAUUCCUCUCUUUGAGGAACAAGUCCUUUAUCUUGCAACUUGGUUCUGUUUCUGAACUUGGACAUACUGCAUUGGCAUCCUUGGCCUUUUUCACUAUUGAAUAUUGUGCCAUUAACCUCUUGGCUCUGCUGCUCUUGUAUCCUUGCCUUUCUUAUCAUAAUGUUGGAUUUUUCAAAUUUGUUUGGUGCUCAUUGGAAUAGGUGAGUAGAUGAAUGAGAAUACAAGGCAGCUGGUAAUUCUCCAUGCCAGUGCUAGGCUUAGAGCUAUCUUGUCAACUCCUGUUUUGGCCUCCUGUCCUCAGGUGUCUUUGCACAGCGUCUGGCAAUAGCUGAGUAUGCAGCAUGUCCCUUUGAGCUUCUGAAGUGGAGUAGGCGUGAUUCUAGAGGUAUGGCAAAGAGGGGCUUAGCUCAUUCUCUUCCCAGAGGUUUAAUCAUUUAUUUAUUAUGUAUUUGACAUUUGUUAACUGGAUUAGUCUAGCUGGGCAAGAUGCCCCUUGUCAGCAGAGACCCAAGGAGAAAAGCUCCAGUAACAGAAAAAAGAUAAUAAUACAGUAAGUACAAGGUGUAUUUACAUAUGAAUAAUGUAGAUUUGUCUUGAUAAGUUAGAAAAUAUAAUAUAAAAAACAAUAUGCAUAGGACGAUGUUAUGCCAUACAAAAUAAGGUUAUGAGUCAUCAAAGUAAGAAAAUGUAGCAGAAUAAUAAAUCAAAGGGACACUUAUACAAAGGGAGAAGACAAAGAUAGUAGAAUCAAUAUAAUGAGAGCAGAUCUGAGUGAAUUGUGAGUGGUUAGAGCAGCAGAGUAAAUAACACAUGGCUAGGUCAAGAGAAAGAAGAGAGAAGAAAGAGCAGAGGAAGAGGUGGUAGGUUUAGUAUUCAAGGAGGAUCAUUGCAGAGGCAGGUCCAGGAAUUCUGCAGGUAUUCCUUAAGUGCAGGUUUGAAAAUGUUUAAGCUAUUGCGUGAUUAGAUGUGGAGUAAUCAUGGCUGAGUUUAGAACAGAGAGAAGUCCCUGUUCUUGAGAUUGAUACAAAAUCCAAGUUUUCUGCCUCAGAAUGGCCACACACGCACACACCUUUGCAUAAUACUCUUAUUCUAGAAUGAUAUGUCAUUGCUGCCUGAAACAUGUAUUUAUUUCACCUGGGCAGUUACUAUUUUUAUACUAUAUUUGUUCAACCUUUGUUGUUAACUCAGCUUAUCUGUCUGCAGUGUCCACAAACUUUUUCUCCUUUUUAUUUGUACUGUGACACAGCUGGCUAGAUUAAAAGUCCUGCUGGUCUGCCUUAUACUGACUGCUAAAAGUGUGGCUUAAGGUACUGGGACUCGGAGAAGUAGAUGACUACAGUCUCAACUAAGUAGCAUUGGUUAGAUUUAGAGUGCGCGCCAGUAAAGGGAAGUUUCUCAAGAGGUACUUCUCACAUAAUCCGUCUUAGAUAGCAUGCCCAGUGACCGUGCCUCGUAAGUAGAUGGGAGGAAUAAAUGUAGGUUAAAGUAAGAGCUAUGGAUUGGUAGAUGUACUGUGCUUGAUUGGUACCACUUCUUUUCUUAAUUGCAUUAGAUAAAAAAGUGCUCCUGUAGGUUGUUAUCAUAAUUUGUUUAUUUUACUCAUGAAAAUUCAGUUUCUGCUGAAUAAUUACAAGUCACUGAACACAAACUUGUUUGUAUGGGAGGCCUUAUAAAAACAUAAAACAACUUUACAGUACAUACACAUGAAUUAAGCAGUUUGUUUUUAGUUCAGCUUUCUCAUCUUUGCAGUCUCAAAUGUUACAAUUCCUAAAAGGUUUAUGUUUUGAAUGGUCCUACUACUGUGGCUUGAUUUUGUAUGUUUGUUCUAUGAACUUCCUUUUCUUGCAUUCCAUAAGUAUAGUUUCCAGAAGUCAGUGCUUUGCUUCCCCGUUUUCCUUAUACAUAGGAUCUCAUAAACUGUGUAGUGUGUUUUACUGGUAUCAUCUUCUUAUAUGUGCUGUAACUGUAAAUAAAUCCGAUCAACUUAGCAUAAACUGUUUAACAGUAACUAAGCAUUACUGAGAAUAAUGCAAUAUUUUCACGUCUUCCAGACUUUUUCAUCCUAUAGUUCUGUAUAACGCUAUAUGAUGUGCCAUUUUCGGUGAUCUUAAUAUUGUUUGAGCCAACAUUUUUUGUCGGACAUCAGAUUUUUAGUACAGUUUAAUUUAUAUAUGAAUACCUUAAGCAUUUACAAAUUUAAGAUGUUAUAUCAAAACAUUUUCCAGUAAUUUAUGAAUAUGUUGGUUAACUACAUGCAAUAAUCCCCAACAUUAUUCACCAUGUUUUGGUUACUACAACAAAACAACAUGCAUUUCUUUCAACAAGUGAUGUUUUUUUUAUUUUUUUAUUUUCCAGUAUUGAUGUAGCUGACAUGAACACUACUGGGUGACGUUGACUGUUAAUUAAUAUUUUUUCCAGAAGGAGGAACACACAAAAGUGUACUUGUUAUUUUAACAUGGGUUUUACUUGGGGAGGGAACAUUAAUGAUUCCCUCUAACACGGGUUCAUCAAAAUGACACUACGCAGACUACAGUGCAUGUGGGACAAGGUGCAUGGUUAGGUGUUAUUUCUGUAUUACAGUAACAACUUGAAAUAACAAGAGGAAUCUGAUGGCAUUGAUAUGUUGUUAUUGCUAGAUGUACUGAUGAAGGCUGGCCAUUUGAUAUUGUCUGCCUCUGUUAGGACCAUAAUAUCUUGUAAGGAAAAAUGCGUAUUCUCUCUGUAACAAUGUGACUAGUAACUCUGAAAUGAUAGCUUAUGAUGUUACAUCAUGCACCUAAUAACAUUAAGAUGCAUUAGCUGUCAUUGGUACUGCAAACAGAACACACAUUUUUUGUUCACAAAGCGUUUACGUUUCUAACACAGUUUGUGAUGUUUCUGCUGUAAACUUCACAAAUGCAGUGUCUGUAUUCAGUACAUUUGAACUGUUGACAGUUUUUAACACACAGUGGUUAUGUAGACUGGGGUGCUUAAUUGAUUGGUGCAGAUGCUGUAGGUUAGCUUUCACUUCAGUUGUUGAAUAUGUUCCACCAGAUGAUGUUAUGCUGUUUGUAACUUGUGCAGUGUGAUUUGCAGGCACACUGCAAGACUUGGAUAAUUAGCAUAACUACAAGGAAAUACACUUGUUAAUUGCAUAUGGAUUAUCUGCUUAUGCAAAAUGUAGGAAUAUAGUUUUAAUUGGCAUUAUAUCUGAUGUCAGUUUAUUACAUUUGCUGUACUCACCUGAGCUUUCUCCAUAGUAUUUUGUACCCAAUAGUUCAUAAAAAACACCAUGAAAAACGUGCAUUCUUGUAUUGCAUAAUCCUGAGCUUGUCAUUUUUUUUAAUUAAUGUGACACUAGGUAAAUCAUUUUUUACACAGGGCACCCCACUUUCAGGAGCUUUCCCAAACACCCCUUUACUUUGUUAUUCUCACUGUGAAAUCACUGCUCAUUAGAGAAAGAGCCAUCAGUGACAGUGCAACACCUUACUUUUUCCUCUGAGGUACAUCAGCGUGUACCACCCACAACUCUGUUGCAAAUACUGAAAAAUUUCUGUGUACUGAGAAUUGAGCAGUGAAACACAAGCAAACACCAACCCCACUUAGUAUGCAUGAACAUAAGUCACUUGAAUUUGGGUAAUCCAGACAAGUGACUAUAAACUCUCUCAUAAGGUAACCGUUAACAGUAGUUGCUGGUGGUUUGAAUGAAAUCAAAAUAAAAGAUUCACUUGGGGUGAAAUUGUUGACUGAUGACAAAAUCAGUUUUGAAAUUUACAGUCUGGGGAAGUUUGUUACAGUCUGAGUUAUGCUGAUGCCAGCUUUCUAGAUACUUUUUUUUUUGGGGGGGGGGGCAGGAAAGUCACUUUAACAAUAAACAUGUACUAGCAAGGGGAAAUGCAUUGCUGAUCAUGCAUAAAGGAGGCUCAGUGUUAUGCUUUGCUGUCAUUGUCAACGUGAAACAGAUGUAAAGAGACCUUACAAAUGAACUACUGUGUUAGGUAAUGCAUGACUGAAUCUUUCUGCAAGCCAUUUGAACUACUGUCUGGAUGCCUUGCAGACCACUAGCGGAAAUCGAGUUGAGCUGAGGCUUGUAUCUAAUCAAAGCUGCACGAUAAGUCAGGUAGCUAAGAACUGUCUUUAUGGAAAACACUAAAGAUGCUUGUCUUGAAAUGCAAAUAUUUACUUAAAACUGUAGCAGGUAACAAGACUGUUGGUCAAAUGUUAUAACCUGUAAUCUUGUCAUUACAUUGAAAAGGAAAAAUAGUCUGUUGUUCUUCUGCAUGGAUGUGAAUACACUAAGCAGCCCUUCUGCAUGAUGCAGUCACAUGUUUCUGCUAAGAAAAGAGUAAAGAAACCUGUGUGAAUAUGGUGCUUAAAUAUUUAAAUAUUCCUGGCUAGGGUUUCUGUAUUAGAUGUGCUUUGGUGGGUUCAGCUUUAAUUUGUCUUCCAGAAAGAAUGGGGAAGGGUGGGGCCAGGGUGGAGUACGCUUUCACAGAAAGAAUGUUUGAUGUGUGGCUCACUAAAGUGCAGGCAAAUGUGGCACCUGACCUGUAUGGGGGCCUGUCAAGGUACAGGGCAUUUUAACUGUGUAACAUAUUUGCUCCAUGUAUAUAAUAUGUACAUUUGAAAUAUUUAUAAUGAAGUUUGUAAAUAAUUGUUGCAAGUUUUUUUUUUUUUCCUUUGCAUUGAAAUUUUGCUCUGUGCCCAAAUAAAUGUUCCAGUCACAGAUGCUAAAAUAAAAUGUAGUUGUGGAACCCCAAAAAUCUAAAA
Messenger RNA from Protopterus annectens (West African lungfish), 13995 nucleotides. It is a transcript of the gene AGAP3, whose product is annotated as ArfGAP with GTPase domain, ankyrin repeat and PH domain 3. Gene Ontology annotation, cellular component: nucleus. NCBI's taxonomy places the organism in Eukaryota, Metazoa, Chordata, Ceratodontiformes, Protopteridae. Gene Ontology annotation, molecular function: GTPase activity; GTP binding; GTPase activator activity. Bases 832 to 4557 code for a protein of 1241 amino acids. The transcript has 18 exons. The record is from RefSeq and is a predicted model, not a curated record.